AUGGAGUACGUCAGCCCCGAGGGCCUGCGCCUCGAUGGCCGCAGGCCCCGGGAGCUGCGACGGAUCAACUGCCAGCUUGAUGUACUCUCCAGCGCCGACGGGUCCGCAAUCUUCGAGAUGGGCAACACAAAGGUGCUGGCGGCUGUGUUUGGUCCCCACGCGGUUACGAAGCGGGCGGACCUCCGCGAGGACGCGGCGAUCGUGGUGUGCGAGUAUUCCAUGGCGGCUUUCAGCACCGGCGAGCGGCGGCGACGGGGCAAGGGUGACCGACGAUCCACCGAGCUCAGCAUGGUAAUUCGCAACACCCUGGAGCAAGCCAUCCUCAGGGAGCUUAUGCCUAGAUCACAAAUCGACGUGUACGUCCAGGUUCUUCAAGCCGAUGGCGGCACGCGCUGCGCCGCCAUCAAUGCCGCCGUACUGGCACUGGCUGCGGCUGGUGUGCCGCUACGUGACUUGGUUGCCUCUUGUGCGGCCGGCUACCUUGACGGCACCCCCCUGCUGGACCUGAACUUCACUGAGGACAGCGGCGGGGGCCCUGACCUGGCUGUGGCUCUGGCUCCCCGGGAGGGCCUGCUGGUGCUGGUGCAGAUGGACAACAGGCUGCCCGUAGACACAUUUCAGGCGGUUCUGGAUCUUGCGCGUGAUGGGUGCCGUACCAUCAGCGGCGUCAUGCGGGCCGCUCUUCUGGAGCACACGAAGCGCCUGGCGGUGGCUAGGGGGAUGGCGGGCGGCAUGUGA
This is a messenger RNA of Volvox carteri f. nagariensis, 738 nucleotides long. RefSeq lists its product as uncharacterized. Gene Ontology annotation, cellular component: nucleolus; cytoplasmic exosome (RNase complex); nuclear exosome (RNase complex). Bases 1 to 738 code for a protein of 245 amino acids. The transcript has 5 exons. Lineage: Eukaryota; Viridiplantae; Chlorophyta; Chlorophyceae; Chlamydomonadales; Volvocaceae. Gene Ontology annotation, biological process: poly(A)-dependent snoRNA 3'-end processing; rRNA catabolic process; U4 snRNA 3'-end processing. The record is from RefSeq and is a predicted model, not a curated record.